Nomia melanderi (Alkali bee) is the source of this 9925-nucleotide messenger RNA. The record is from RefSeq and is a predicted model, not a curated record. Lineage: Eukaryota; Metazoa; Arthropoda; Insecta; Hymenoptera; Halictidae.
ACGCCGGAGCGGCAGUUCCUUCUGGUGCGUGCGUAGGAGAACGUCUCUUUUUCGCCCGGUCACGAGAGAGAGGGAAUGUAAAUCUGACGUUUCGUUUAUCAUUCUUCGAAACUGCCUCUGAGAGGCCGGGAGUCUCCGAGUCUCGGUCCGCGAGUGUCGGUCGCCGGUAAACCCUCGCGUUUCGUCCGUCGACGCUGAUCCAGUGUUCCGAGUGCGCGAUAAACAGUGCAUGCGCCCGUCGAAGCAGUGUAUACCACGCGCGUUCGUGUGUUUUGUCGCGUGCCGUCGAGGUGUAGAGAGCGAGAUAGAGCGUCAGAGAAAGAGAGAGAGAGAGAAAGAGAGGGAAUCAAGCGAAAAGUAUUUUCGACGAGAGAGACCGAAAGGGCAAGAGCAGGACAGAGCACCAGUGCAGAGUCCCUCUCGAGGAAGAGCGGCGACGAGUCGAGGGUUGGAUAGAGCGAGAGAGGGACAGAGAAAAUGGACUAUUUAACACGGUCCUAAGAAUAGCCGGUGCGCGUUCGUACGCGAGUAUACUAAGCGCCUAUAAAUACACACCUACCACGGGCCGCGGAAACACGAGCCUGUAGAUUUCACGGUGCAACCUGCCACGAGGAGAUAGAAAAGACGCGGCGGAGCCGAAGGGAAAAGGGGGAAGAAUAAUCUUGAAGGAGGGCGCACCUGGCGCUCUAAGAGAAACUUGCCAUAAUCGGAUCUAGUUGGAGGCACUAACGCAAGAUAAUCGCGGCACGCGGGCCGAGGAACACGGAAACCGGAACGAAGAAAAGGAAGAUGCCUCGCGGGAGAUCGUCGACAGAGUACCGCGGAUGACCGGGAGAGGUAUGAGGAUCAUCGCCGUCGCGUUGGAUGGUCGAAGUGGCUCGUGCGCAGCUAGACACCCGCCGUCGGAACGAUUCCCGAUAGGACCAGCCGCCGUCCGUCGGUCGAGCAUCACCGCGCGGAUUCGCCGCGACGCACCGGUGAGAAUUAAUCCCAUCGUCGCGCGCGGUGACACGGGCAAACAGUGAAGUGAAACGGAAAAAGUGCCGAGGAGAGGAGAAGUGGUUGUUCACGGUGGAGGGUGGAGGGAACGGUGUGCAAGGGGUCGCCGCCGUGGGCCCCGGAGAUGACGCGAUGAUGGCCUACGGAGGAACCACCGGCAACGGUGGCGCGAUGGGACCCUCGUCCGCCGGCACGGACGUUUUGGGCUCCGCCGGCGAUUACAGCCCGCAGGGAACCCCGACGCCCCUCACGGGACAUUCCGCGGGACCCGUUGAGGCAACCACCUACGGUCCCGCCGGAGGGUCCGCCAGCUACAGUCCCCAGGACAGCCCGGCGAGCACCGGCGGCGGCGGCGGAAGCGGCACCAAUGGCCAGCUACCCAGCUUCGGCUUCACCCAGGAACAGGUCGCCUGCGUUUGCGAGGUAUGCGGCUUCCUCGUAUCUUUCCAUUUACUUUCGUGGACGAAUUCGUGUCACACGACCCCCGCGGGUCCACUAAAACCAGAGAAGAACGCUGACACGGCGGGGCUCUUCAACCGGAUUUCCGGUUUGGAAUCUCUGCGGUUCCGGAGAUACAGAAAGUAUCGCGUACGACGCAAGUUUCCUCUACCCAGAACGAUCUGGGACGGCGAGGAGAUGUCCUACUGCUUCAAGGAAAAGUCCAGGAGCGUGCUCAGGGACUGGUACGCUACCAAUCCUUAUCCCUCGCCCCGAGAGAAGCGGGAACUGGCGGAAACAACGGGCCUCACCACCACGCAAGUUAGCAAUUGGUUCAAGAACAGGAGGCAACGAGAUCGCGCGGCCGAACACAGCGGUCAAAGGGAAGAGAAGACACACGGCGGCGGUCUCGGUGACUCGAGCAGCGAGAGCGGCGACGAGGCGAAGAGGCAAGCGGUCGGCCAGCAACAGCCUCAGCAGCCUUCCGCGUGCGCGGUGCAGCAGCAGCAGCAGCAACAGCAGCAAAUUGUCGAGCACCAACAGACGUCGGGCAUGUACCAGCUUCCGCCGCCCGUUUCCGUCUCCAGUCCUCACUCGUAUCACCAAGGCCACGGCUCGACCCUCAGCCACCCUCACACACCGACGCACCACAUGCAACACCACGACACCAGCAGCGAGAGCGGCGACGACAAGCGGAACCUUCAUCAUCAGCUGCAGCAUCAUCUACAGGUCGGCGCGCACGGCACCCACGGCCUGGUGCAUCCGACAGCGACGCUGCCGCCUCCACCGCCCAGCUGCGCCCAGCAGAAGAGCCAGUUGGACUACAUGCAGUACUACAGUCCGCAGGACUACCUGAUCGGCACGCCGACCUCGGCCGACCUGCAGAAGUCUCUCCCCCACACGGCGACGUCGAUGCAGAUGGGUGCUAUAGCUCCGUCGAUGGGCGGGCUGAGCCCGAUGGGUCCGUCGACGAUGCUGCCGAACACGAUGCAGGGCGUGAACACGAUGAACACGAUGUCGAUGAACGGCAUGGGGAUGGGCGCGUACCAGGGGAUGGGCUCGAUGGGCAUGUCGACGUCGCACGGCAGUUAUCACAGCGGCCUCGUGCUGGGCGACUAUCACUCGUUGUGACCCUGGGCCCCGGGCAGCCAAGGCAAGGGUACCAAGAGGAAGCUGAACGGAGAACUGGUCUCGUAAGGAUCCUGCCGCGAAACAAUCCAAUGCACGUCUCCGACCACGCGUAACGAGAUUAAACUCACUCGACCGAUUUCCCGAGCCGAGAACAUACGAAAACUCAACUCUCCUACCACGCUGGAACUCUUCGGAGUUCUCCCUAAACUUCUCGGACCUUAGGAAACGAGGAACGGUUCCCCCUGCCACGCGAUCGGUGGAACAUCGAAUCGCUCUCGCGAACUGUUCUCCGUUUACUUUCUCGCCGGAAGACGAAAGGAAAGGCUGAGAGAUCGAAACGAAACGCCAGAGGAUCGCGCCUGGUAUGAUCACCGGGAGCGCGUCGAACAGCGAAGAGGAGUUCCGAUGGGAAGCUCGUUGGUGCGCUUUCGUUUCGUCGUCUCGAUUCCCGGUGUUUCUGACGAAGCCUCGAUGUUGAUCGUUGAACCCGGAGGGCAGAGCUAGGCGGCUGCUUCGCCGGGAUGGACGCGCCGGUCUAGCCUCCGGGUGAAAUAGCAAAAGACAUGUUAGCAUUUUUUUUUCUUUUCGCGUAUACAUAUACCGCGUGAUCGCGCGACAAGGCAGAGAGCUCGUACACUUCCAGAUACCGCGGCGGCUGCGCGCCGCGUCUAUUUUUCGCGGAUCCGACCAUCCCCUUAACCCACUUUUCGAUCCCCCCGCCCGCGCAGAACAUCAAUUUUCACCUCCUCCCCAGGAACCUGAGCAAUCCUAAUUCUUGUAGCGUUAACGCCCGUACCUAGCUCCUCGGAAUAAGAGACAAAGCAUACGUUAUUUACGGUUACCAGUAGUCGGGGUCGGACCGUGCACGCUUCAGCCGCGAUGAGCGAUGGGUAGACUCGUCGGGGAUUAGCGUGACGCCGUGUCAACCGAAUUCCGUGGACGCGAGUCGGUCGAUAAGUAAUUGGUACACCCCGAAAAAUUGGGAAUGUUUCGAAUCUUUUAUUUUUAUUUCCGUCGUGCUUGGCACAGAGUGCCGAACACGUGAUUCGAUUCAGUCGGAAAAUACCGAGAAGUUAAAGUUACCGUCAACACUAGAACUACCGAGCACUUAAAGUGACUCUGGAAGAUUUCAUUAUUAAUACAAACGUGGAUUCAUUCGGAUUCGAAUUGGUUUAAAUUUCAGCCUAGGUGUUACUUAAUCAGCUUCUUUAGCAAUUUUUUUUAGUAAUCGCAACAGAAGAAAUCAAGGAAUGGGUCAUUCCAUUUGGUAGUUCUAGUGUUAAGUAUAUAGAAGUCAUUCUUCUUGCACCGCCAUCUUCGCGGAGUUGAUCGUGUCAAACACUUAGCAACUCGAAAACUUAGAAUCCUGAAAACUGAAUUAUAUCAAUUCGUCUCUUCGCGAAUUUGUUCGAGAUUUUUCGAGAAUAUGUUCCUUUUAACCUGGAGACAGCUUACUCGUCGACCGUCUGGAUCAGAUUUCGAACAGAAAGAUCACUCGUACCGAGUGUCUUUCACUCGGCGAUUUUUAGCUUUAAAUCGAGCUGCGUAUUCGAAUGACUUUCAAUAGAACCCCGACAGACAUUCGAAGCUCAUAGCGUGAAAUUGAAUGGCUCGCGGUUGACGUCGUCUCCCAAAGAUUCCACGAAAUUAAUCAGCGAUUCAUCCGACCCGAAUUAUCACGGAAUUCCGCGAACGUGCGAACAUAUAGGAGACUCUCGGGUCGGCCUGUUUCGAAACAGAAUCGAAGUAUGGCCGACGUUGCCCUCGAAAGACAGCUCGGACGUUGUGUCACCGGGAAAGACAACAGAGAAGCGAAGUUGGAGAAUGAUCCCUGAGGCGUGUACGGCUCCCCAGCCAGCAGCUAAUUAAUUAACGUCGCUAUAACGAACCACACAUGCUCUUUAUACACAAUCUUCUUACACCGUACGCUUCUGUGUUUGUCCUGUGUACAUAUGUAGAUAAUACACACAUACACGUACACGCGCAUACAACGUGAAACAAGCAUACACACACACACGCACACGCGUGAAACACUAACAACAUUCACACACGUACACGCACACGCGCAUACACGCAUACACGCGCAUUCGAGAGAAGAUUAAGUUAAUCUCGUUUGUAUUAGGCGAUCGCCGGGUGCUCGCGUUUCAAUUUCACCUCGUGAUAUUUAGAAUUACUCGCGAUGAUGGUCCAUCGAUUGGAAUCACUUCGAUUUAGAGGCCCCGUCUCUGCGAAAUCGUUCGCUUCGGUUGCACUGGUCGCUCGUGAACUCGAAUUCGACGCGAGUUAAAAGGAAGUUUGAACUGAACGAAAUUCUACGAUGUAGUCGAACGGAGAGAGUAGUUUCGUUCAAUUUCAAAAAUAGGGAAUAUGGAAAAUUCGCUUUCGAAGAUAUCGAGGUCUACAUUUUAUUAACGAUUUCGUGUGCAACUGGAUUCCUCGGACACCUAUUUUCACGUUUCAUUCUGGAGUUCUCUGGAUUUGCUACAUUUUCUAAUUAGAUUAUGCAGAAAUAUGAUCGUAAUUGCGGCUUGAAGAACUGCAGGCGUCCCGGUAGCUCGCGGAAGGGUUAAUUCGAGGUUCCCUUCGUCCGCGGCUCGACCUUGCGUUACGCAACGGUUUUCCGGAAGAAAUAAAUUGGGAUUUGCGGGAGGUUAAUUGGGCCCGCGGUGAAAAACGAUUUUAAUCGUGCCAGUUAGUCGACAGAAACGUGCGGAUUCGGAAUGGUAUGCAAAUUGGUCCGGCCAAAGCGGCGCGUAGUAGGCGGAGCAGCUGUUUCCUGCCAACCAAUUGCCUAGUGCCAAUCGUCCCGUCGCGGAUUCAAUCAGCAACACCUUUUCUGAACGCUUCGGUUGCCAUUGAGCCGUCUCGUCUCACCUUGCUCUUCGAUGUUGCUCGACGAUCUUAUCUUCCGCGGGACAAGAUUAAACGAACGAACGAGUUUUUGCUGCUCGACGCGGACUGUCCUCCACUGCCCGCCGCUUUUGUUCUAUUUCAUUCUAUUCCGUACUGGCGUUCGGUGUUCGCAGAAUUUAGAUUCUCCCGUAUCGUGCAUCGUUCGUUUCGCAACUGGUUUAAGUCGAUUUUUCGAAGAAUCAGUUUAACACGUUGAACGCCGCAUAAUUUCAUACAGUAAAUACGCAUAGUAGAGAAAGAAAAUAAUAUUAACCCUUCGCGGAGAGACGACAAUAUUUCAGCGACGUUGAACUUUCAUAUUUGGAGCACUAAAUAGCGAACAAACGAUCCAGUUACUCAAACAGCAAGAAUUCGGUGCGUAGUUUCCUUCAUUUUUACUAUUCAAGCAAUCGAUAUGUAAUUUAGCUUCGUCUGUUGGAAGUUUUAUGUAUUUCAUGAGAAUCUCCGUCCACAAAGGGUUAAAUCAUUUGAUUGAGUUGUGUUAUUAUUAUUGUGAUCUAGCUGAAUGUCACCGUAUUAGGUGGCACUAUUUAUAACAGAAAUGUUUUCGAAUAAUCGUUUCGUUGAGUGAACUAUAGCAAUCGGAUUUGAUCGGGGUCACCGGUGACCCCCAUGGCAUUCAACGUGUUAAUGGUAGUCACUAUCGUAGAUUCUAUGUUUUUAUUUUUAAACAGUUCUCUUUAAUGAACUUGUGGUUGUUUUAAUGGACAUAUUUUAAUACGCAUGGAACAAAGUAUGGAUGAAAUGAUCAAGAAAGAAAUGUUUGAACUUUUAAAUCGGUUUUCCAUUAGUUAUUUAUUUAUAAAAAUAUGUGUACGAAGUAACGUUACACUUCGUUUUCACGAGUGUAUCAAAUGUUGAUAGUUAGACUAUCUCCGACGAAUCCUCGCAUCGAAUAGCCCAGGAGUUCCGCAGGCUACCAAGAUCUCGACUUCCCGAGCAGCCAGUGCAUCGAAGCGAAAGCCGAAAUUCUCCGAAAUCGUGGAAAAGAAUACUUCUCGCUCGAGAAAGCUCCAAGAAACAUUUCGAAACGCCACGCGCACCCGGUAUAUGAUAAACACCGUCGUAGCGUAAGUUUAGCCCGUAAGUUAUCAUUUAAUCGCAGUUCGCAGUCUGUACAUAAAGAGAAAAAUCGAAUGUGUGUUUGAAAGAGAGUGUGUGUGAGAGAGAGAGAGAAAGAGAGGGUGAAAUUGAAGGAGUAAACGAGGAUGAGAGAGUGUCAGUGAGAAGUGUGACCAUGGGAGAAAGGGCAAGAGGAUGGAAGAACAUUUGAGAAAAUGGGAGAAUGAACGGGAGAGAAAGGAACGACAGGAUUAAAAUUCAGAUCGACUCCAGACAAAACUUCACUCGGGAUUUAAAUUGAAUCAGGGAAGUUUCUUUAAUUCGAAAUUAACCCCUUCAGACCGGACGUUAUAACGUGGGUACACUAUCCUAUUAAAUCAACGCCUGACAAAAUACCUUGGCAUUCCAGAAUUCUCUUUUUGUUUUAAAUCAUUUCAGAUGUUCAAGAUCUCUCGUUAAAUUUUAUUCAACAAUUUAACGAGAGAUCGUAGGAACAACCCUGUUUCGAUCGCGCAGAGCUUCGCGUCAAGCAUCAAGCUUUAUAAUUUCGUUGAAAGUGCAACCAAUCCUUGCUUCGAGCCUGUUUCUAUCCGAAAAACGACAUGCUACCAGAAUCUCUUCGUACAUGCAACCAGCGACACAUCGAAUGGCAGUCGGUCAGAUAAGUGAUCGUACGCUCGUGCGAAAAUCUGGUCUGCAGGGGUUGAGGGGAACAGCAGGAAGUCUGAAUAAAUCGGAACAUUUGAAUAACUCCUUGACGGAGGAACGUUGGAGAAAGCGCGGGAAUGAAAGGGGGAGAAAGGGCGAGAGGAGGACGAAGAAGAGGAUGAAGUGACAAACAGACUCGGGGGAGGGAAACAAGGGUUAUCGGUUCUCUAUUUAAGAGACAUCUCUCGCGCGCAGAUGUCCCGGAAUAUGUAUUCCGUUCGCCUGCGACAUUGCCUUGUAAGAUUCUUAUCUAGGAUGCUGAGGAGGGAAAGGAUUUCCCUUUAAACAGAGUCCUCGGGACGAAACAGGGUAAGAGAGAAGGGAAACGAAGAGAGAAUGAGAAAGAGAGAGAGAGAGAGAAAGUGAGAAUGAUGAAGAGAGAAUGAGAGAGAAAGGGGGAAAAAGAGCAAGCAAAGAGAUACAGCCGCUUUUGUAUAAAACACGCGCCUUCGACUCUUGGCUGCAGCUAACUUUCAGGCCACCCGGUACGUAAGGAAAUCGCGACCGUCCGAGAUCUGGCUUCUCGCAGGCGAUUUCAAGGAUUUUUAUCUAAGGAUAUCAUUUUUUGCGAUGUUCGGGAUAUAUCGCUACGAACGAUCCGUUCGUUUCCCCUUCCCUUUUUUUCAUUUGCUUUUUUCAUGAAACUCAAGAUCAACGAUCGAUACUGGACGUUUCUUUUUUCGGUUCUUCGUUUAUUCGAGUUGUUAAAACUCGCAGGGAUCUUUCUUUUUCUUUUAAAUUGUUUCAAAUGUGAUUCGCGAUCACUUUUUAGCGAUUUAUUCGUUAUUCGGAGUUUCGAUGACGAGACUCCUUUUGUUUUUAUCAACGAUACUAUUCGCAGUGUUUUAGUGAAUGCAUCGGGUCUCGAAACGGUAGUCACGACGUCAAUCAAUUUUAGCGAAUUUUUGUUUUAUCGUAAUCUCCUGCGAAUGUUACAUUUUAACCCCGCGGAACGAUGGAAUUGCAACGAAGGGGAAGAUACGGAAAUCAUGAAUUUGACGAAUACUAUUUUUUUAUUAUAGAUAUCAGUGUACUCGCAAUUUCAGAGACAUGUCGGUCAAUCGAUAACGGAGAAUCGGAAUCUGUUGAUCGCCUCUGCGAGAACCAAGAUGUCUACGCUCGCUGCGUUCCGCUUCGAGAUUUCGAUCGACGAAAUCGUCUCGAAAUCGUUUUGAUUCACGCACAAUCUAUAUGCUUCGUACGCCACAGUAUGCACGUAUUUCUUCUGGACGACACAAGUUUCCGAAACGUGUUUCUCUUUUCUUUUUUAAAUGUAAUAAUAGACUUAAAAUUUGCAGGUUUUCGUGAUCAGCUGUUAACCCUUUCAGGACGAAUAUCAUGUAAAAUUGUCGCGUCUAUAAUAGAAAGUUGCGAACAAAUCAUUGAUUAACACCUUGACUGCCAAGUGAACACUCGUCGAAAUUCCUGUGCAGUCGAAACAGAUCUCGGAACAAAGCAGAAACUAAGGAACCAAGAUUCUUCGUAAGGAUCACUCUUACGUCUCGCAUAUCCAACGAAAUUCGGCUCGUUACCAAGACAAUUAAUCUCUAAGUUUACGUGAAAAGUAGUGUCACCCAACUUCGGGUGACGUGGCAGUCAAUGUGUCAAUUUACACAAUUUUCCUAGUACUUUUCUUCUAGUAUUCAUAAUUCAAUGUUUCUUCCAAUAAACAUCUCGAAUACCCCCGAAAAAAAUCGUCCACGAAGGGUUAAACGGAUUCCCAUCGUCUAAUCGAAUCACGAUUACACGAAAUUACGAUUCCCAUUCGAUCCAGGAAACAACUUGCUGUUUCCAGUCGCGGAAACUCCUAUCGCGAGCUGUGCACACGUUAAAAGACAUUUCUUACGCAUUUCACGCGAGACCGUGUUUCUUGAGAGACCAAUCGUUUUGUAGUUAUAUUUUCCCGCAGAUAGUUCCUCGCGGUCGCAACUAUAUUUAUUCUUGAUUCGUACAGUUGAUCGACACCGAUCGUGCCAGAGAUUUCAGUGUUCGCGUCCGCCAUGCACGGGGACCGUUAGAAAAGUUCAACGAUUCGACGACGGAGAUCAAUGGAUCAGCUUAAUCAUUGUUAAUAACCGACCAAAGUUUCGUUUUUAAUUGUGUUCGACAGCGUUUGCACAAAUUUGUCUAUCGACGGAUGAUUGAAAGGGACGACGGGAUUGAAUGCGGAGGACGGAAGUGUGGAUACAAGGGUGAAUGGGACGGAUGAUAGAGACAACUGUUAGGGGACGGUGCGUGAACGGGAGAGAGAAAGAGAGAUUGAUAGGAGACACGUAGAAGCACAUAGAGACACGAUAUCGCACGCGGAGAAUGCUUCACGGCGCAAGGACGAUUAUUAAUAAACGAGAGUUCUUCCCAAGUUCUUCUCGUUCGUGUAUUUUAGCGGACAAGCCUAAACGUUGCACAACUAACUAAGACAAAUCGCUCUGGGAUAGAAGCAAACAGGAACGAAAGAAAGCAAGAAUGAUAGAGAGAAAAAGAGAGAGAGAGAGACUGCGUCGAUGCAAGCGUAUGAAUGAGGGAGAAAGAGAAAAAUAGAGAGAAAGGGAGAGAGAGAGAAGUGUAACGAACGAAGGAGGCAUGAAAUAGACAAGUAAGAAGAUCACCGAUGUACGAUCGAACUGUAAUCGAGUAAAGUUGAUGUUAUUUAAAGUAAUAAAAGGAAGCUAUUAUA